Messenger RNA from Ilyonectria robusta, 396 nucleotides. Its product is annotated as endoribonuclease L-PSP. Gene Ontology annotation, cellular component: cytosol. The coding region runs from base 1 to 396 and encodes 131 amino acids. Lineage: Eukaryota; Fungi; Ascomycota; Sordariomycetes; Hypocreales; Nectriaceae. Gene Ontology annotation, molecular function: deaminase activity. The record is from RefSeq and is a predicted model, not a curated record. The transcript has a single exon.
AUGGCGGCUCAAUUCUUCAACUACCCUGGCACUGAGACCAACGCCACCGAAUACCACUAUUCCCAAGCCGUUAAACUGGGCAACGUCGUGAAGACUUCGGGACAAGGCGGCUGGGAUGAACAAGGCAACAUUAUUCCUGUUUUGGACAAGCAAAUAGAAGCGGCCUUCGACAAUGUUCUCAAGGCUCUCAAGGCAGUAGAUGCUUCGCUAUCAUUUGACAGCAUCUACUCCAUUCGUUCGUACCAUCUAGACAUGGACUCAAGCUUCGAUACCAUGACGUCAACCUUCAAGCGGAUCUUUCCUAACCACCGACCAACGUGGACAUGCAUCCAAAUCGGAAAGCUGGGGCUGGAGGGUAUGCAGGUGGAAAUUGAGGUCGAGGCAUUGAUUGGAUGA